Molecule: messenger RNA, 1605 nt
Organism: Penicillium salamii
Lineage: Eukaryota; Fungi; Ascomycota; Eurotiomycetes; Eurotiales; Aspergillaceae
Source: the annotation of a GenBank genome assembly
AUGGCCGACCCUAUUUCGAUUCUCUCGGCAGUUGAUCUUUGUAUCAAAUAUGGCACCACAUUGUACCAUUUAUGCGUCUCGUUCCGAAAUGCCAACGGCGAUAUGGUCGAAAAGCUUCUUCGCGUGAAAAAUUAUUGGAUGAGAGCAGAAGUCCAAUUGGGCGUGGUGCGAGAGAUGGCGGAUGAGCUCAGUGAAAAGCAUCACAUAUUGGUUCACGAGACUAUUGCAAUGCUUGCCACCAAACUAGAAAUUUCUGUUCAAAAUCUCGAGUCCAUGGUCAAAAGUAAUGGAUCAGGAGACGAAGAGCUGAAAGUCCGUCGCUUGAAAUAUGCGUUCAUGAAAGAAAAGAUCGACAGAGCCAUUGAGGAUUUAAAAGAGUGGCAGGCACUUUUUGAUCCAUCAUGGUAUUUGAUCAUGAAGAUUGGACGCCCGCAUGUUGACUCCGGGCUCAAAAGUCACCGCAAGUCUUCUGAAGUCGAAUACAAAGACCCAAUAUCCCCUGCCCAGUCCAUCAGAGUCGCCUUGAAGAACAACGAGGAACAAAUGCGCCCACUUCGAUUCCCUAUGGAUUUCCUCAACGAAAUCAAUCCGCAAAGGAUCCCUUUUUGUUCGGCAAAAAUAGGCCGAAGACCCGGCCACGAUCAAUCACUCAUAGUGGAAACAGUCGAGCCUCUGCCCGGCGCAAAUGUUAGUGACCUCAAAAGGGAUGUACGAGAUCUUGCCAGAAGACUUUCCACCUCCAAUGCCGUCGAAUUCGGGCUUCUCAGCUGCAAAGGAUAUAUCUCACCUCGCAGAUCCGAGUCUGCUCAGCCUGGCACAUACGAGCUGUCUAUAAUAUCCCGAGUUCCGACAUCAAAAUCAAAGCCUCGUACGCUCCGAGACUGGCUUGUGAACAUGCGCUGUACGGAUUCUCUAUCAGACCGAUUUAAUAUCGCUAGCGAGCUUGCUCGGGCCGUUCAUUCUGUUCACUUGUUUGGAUUUGUGCACAAGAACAUCCGACCUGAAAGCAUCCUACUGUUAGGAAAUGAUGACUUUUCCAUUGGCUCUGCAUUCUUGAUUGGAUUUGAUAGCUUCAGAAUGGCAUCUGGUAAGACGUUACGCAGGGGCGAAGCGUCCUGGGAGCGGUGUUUAUAUCAACACCCCGAUCGAUUUGGCACUGUAUCUUCUGAAGACUAUAUCAUGCAACACGAUAUCUACAGUCUUGGUGUUUGUCUGCUUGAGCUGGGACUUUGGGACUCUUUUGUUUCCUAUGCAGAUGCUGAGCCCAUGUCCAGUGAUUGGGAAUCAUUGUCGUUUGACCGCGCUCCUAUACUUGGGCCCGGUCGAGGAUUCCUUUUCCAGGAUCAAUUGUUGGCAUUGGCCCGAGGUGAGCUCCGGAGGAGAAUGGGAACCAAGUAUUCUGAUGUUGUUAUCACCUGCUUGACAUGUUUGGAUCCUGGGAAUGUCGACUUUGGAGAGGAGGAAGAUUUUGAAGACGAGGAUGGAAUUGAAGUUGGAGUCAGGUAUAUUGAGAAGGUAUGUCUCCCAGAUACCAAUUCAUAUUCAAUAUCACUAACGGGCAGGAAAACAAAGGUGAUCAUGCGUCUGAAUAGCAUGUGUGUGUAA